AUGUCUAUUUGCUUAAGUGCUCAGAUUAAAAUUAUUUCCUUUUUAGCAGCUCUUGGUAGGAUCAGUUGCCUUGCAACUGACAAAAUUCGUGAAGUAGCCUUAUCUAACGAAUCCAAUAAUAAGCCCUCACCUAAGAAAUCAGCUGAACCUUUGAUUGAAGUUGGUAAUUUAAUCCCCACUGUUGAUGAGCAAACAAGUGUGCCACAGGAAACUUGUUCUAGCUCUAUUAGUAAUAUUAGUCAACUCAAAGACAAAGAAAACUGUGAACCGAGAUCAAAAACAUCUGGAUAUUGUCACUAUUUUGGGAACAGAAAUGAUUGCGGGAAGAGACAGAGUUCAUCACCCCAUGGGUACUUUCCAUCUGGUACAUCAAAAAAAGCAAAUAAUUCUUCUUUACUUCCAAAUAGUGUUCAGUUAUAUGACACAUUUUCUCCAAAAUCAUUUUCUACACCAGUAGCAAGUCCCGCAAGCCAACUCAAGAAAACCAGUAAGACCAAACUUUUUCCAGAAGCCCACUCUUUGACAAACACUGAUAAUCAAUCAAAGGAGAACAGUGACAAUGGUCUAGCUGAGCCUCUAACUAUGCAUAAACAAGGCACUUUAAAUUUGAGGAAAUCAACGACUGCAAACAAGAAAGCUGUUGAGGUACUAAGAAUUCUUACUAUUUAUAAUUUAGAUUGUUACAUCUAUUUCUCCUUGAGUAUGUCAUCUGAAUUAUUUACAUUUCUCUUACAGGAAACAUUUAGCUCAGAGGAAGAUACUGAAAGCAUCAGUCGUAUGGCUGAAUCUGAUGAAGAGUAUGUUCCUGAUGUGCCUGCCAACUCAAAAAAAAAAAAAGGAAAUAGCACUCCUAUGGCACCUCCAUUUUCUGGUCAAAGUAAUGAAAGCGAAUCACAACAGAGCCCCAAGCAGAACACCAGUGCAAAAGUAAUAGCUACUAAGAAGACAAGCAAUUUAGUAAACAGAAAGGAAAGUGUAACAAGACAACACAAGAAGAAAGCUCUAAGAAAAAGAAAGGUGAAAAAAGGAAGAAAAGAAAAGAAAAACACAUACAUCCAGAAUCAGGAUUCAUUGAAUGCUCUAGAGAGUGAUGUUUCCUCUUUGGAUGGAGAUUUAUCUGAGUACUCAGAGACUGAAGACAUUGUUACUGCUACAUCAAAAAAAAGGCCACAAAAGCAACAUGAUGUAGAAGAUCCUGAUUUCAUAUGGAAUCAGACAGACAUACCAGAGGCUAUAUUGGGUGAAGUUCCACAUGAAAGUCUACCCCUGAAAUUUCCCAUUGAUUAUUUCAAUGCUUUCAUCUCUGAUGAUAUACUGCAAGUAAUAGUGGAUGAAACAAACAAUUAUAGCAAUCAAAGAAAUGAAGGAGAACAACUUCAACUUACUCUUCAAGAACUGAAAGUGUUUUUAGGAAUCUGGAUAUUUAUGGGAAUUUGUAGCUUACCUUCCUAUACUGAUUACUGGUCUGGUAUUACACGAGUCCCAUUUGUAGCAGAAGCUAUGACAAUGUUACGAUUUAAACUUCUUCGAGCUCGUCUCCAUCUUGUUGACAACUCCGCUAUACCUCAAGAUAAUGUGGACCCUCUACUGAAAGUACGGCCACUACUUAAUCAUGUGAGAGCAAAGUGCAAUGCGCUGCCACAAAACACAACAUGCUUCAGCAUUGAUGAGUCGAUGAGCCCCUACAAAGGAACAAAGGCAGGACCGCUUCGGCAGUACAUCAAGGGUAAACCCCACAAGUGGGGAUUCAAAGCUUUUAUGCUCACAAGCAGUUCUGGUAUUGUGUAUGAUUUUCUUGUGUACUGCGGUAGUAAAACAUUUGAGCUGGAAGGUGUUGAAGUGCAUGAGGAUCUCGGUGUUGGUGGAAAUGUUGUUUAUCAUCUGUGUAAAAAAAUUCAGAAACCAAGAAUAAGUGGUGUUUGUUUUGAUAACUAUUUUACUAGUAUUCCUUUGAUAUGUGGGCUUAAGGAUCGACUUGGUUUGGUGUCAAUUGGUACAAUACGGCUGAAUCGAACAAAAGGAUGCCCUCUGCCCAAUGACAAAGAUCUCACGAAGCAAGGUAGAGGAACAUCUGUUGUUCAGAGUACUAUGGAUGGUCAAGUUGCUGUUGUGAAAUGGGUUGACAAUAAAGUGGUAAAAAUUGCUGGGUCCUGGGCUGGUCGAGAUCCACAAGUAGAAGUUUUGAGGUGGGACAAGAAUGCGAAGAAAAAGAUAACUGUUCCCUGUCCCAAACUUGUGCGUAACUACAACAAGUACAUGGGAGGGGUGGAUCUAUUUGACAUGCUGAUGCAUCUAUAUAAACUGCCAGGUCGGGCUAAACGAUGGCCAUUUACUAUGAUGUCAUUCCUUAUUGACCUGUCUCUGGUAAAUGCCUUUCUCCUUCAUCGAGCUGAUUUAAGAGAAGAAGAAGGAGAAGAAGAUUGUGAUGAUGAGGACUCUGACAGUCAAGAGCUUCCAUCAAAGCUAUUUAGAUUGCAAAUUGUUCAGGCACUGGUGAGCCCCCCCAAAAAAGUAGGUAGGACUACAGCUGAAGAAUCAUCCAGGACAGAGGAAGUCCAAGUCCACAUGGAAAAGAGCAAGAUGAAAAGAUUACCCUCUGAUACGCACAGAUUAAAUGGCAAGAACCAUUUAAUUGUCUUUGAGAGAAAAAAGGGGCGCUGCAGCAUGUGCAGAGUUCUUGGCCGAGAUGGCUUCACAUUUGCAAAAUGUUCUGAAUGCAAUGUUAUGUUGUGUGUUUUACAACACAGAAACUGCUUUUAUGAGUUUCACACUACUAAAGUGUGAAGUGUGAUAUUCUCAAAUGUAUUUUGUUGACUUGGGUAAAAAGAGUGUAUUUAUCUUUGUUAUCAUAUAUAUGGUAAAUUUUACUUUUUAUAUUUCUAUAAAAUUGUGGCUGUGUGGUGUAUUAAUUUAUAUUUUCUUUCAGAAUUCACUAUUGUCUUUACGUACCUUUUACUGCUAAGUGUUAUUCCUGCUCAAUUUUUAAUUUUAACUUAAAAUUGUAACUUUUGAGUGUACUAGUGUUCAGGUCAUACGUAUGAAUUUUAUUUUUUUAACUUGUUGAAAUUGUAACUUCUGUUAUGAGAGUACUAUGUGUUCAAGUCCUGCAUGAAUUUUAUUUAUUUAAAUGUUGCUUCUUAGCUUAUUUGUAAUUUGACUUG
Molecule: messenger RNA, 3161 nt
Organism: Frankliniella occidentalis (western flower thrips)
Lineage: Eukaryota; Metazoa; Arthropoda; Insecta; Thysanoptera; Thripidae
Product: piggyBac transposable element-derived protein 3-like
Exons: 5
Coding region: 1-2784 (927 amino acids)
Source: RefSeq, a predicted model, not a curated record